CUCUCAUACUUCGUCACUCCCAUCUUCUAAUCAACUGCCAUGGCUCUGCUGGAACAGGUUCUAAACGGAACGGCGCCCGCAAAUCUUGUUGUUUUGCGCCACUCCCUCGCGUCUCCACCAUGGCCGCUCGUGCGCGCAAUGCUCUCCCAAUCCAAAGGCCCCGUCCUGGCCAUUACCCUCCUCUCACCCUCCCUUCUUGGUUCUAUCCCGGGAAGGGUUGUUGAUCUGUCGAGCGCUGUACCGGGAUACAGCGAAAGGGAUGUCGAAGCGGAGAUCAUGCAGGCUAUCGCCGAGCUCGCACCCGGAACACAGGUCCUUCUCGAUGCUCCCGACGUCCUUGUUGAGGACCACCCUCGCGCCUGGCGCACUCUGCGCGCGCUGAUCGCCGCCACCUCGAAGCCCGGAUCACGCCUGAUCCUUCCCCUCCCCCCCUCCUCCCUCCUCGACGACGUCAUCUCCGCCUCCUUCUCCCCCUCUCUAGCGCUACUCACACCACUGCCCGUCCGCAUUGUCCAAUCCACGAUCGAAGCAUAUCUCCUCACAUCACCCGAUCCCCUCCCACCCCUCCUCGACUCGGCGCUCUCGCGCGGCGCGGCAGACCUUCCUGUUCUGCGGGACAUGGACCCGCCUUCCCCCGACAGCGUAGUCUGCGUGCUCCUCCGCAAAGCGGCUGGAGGUGCGAAGGGCAUCCAGCGCUCUAUCGAGAGGUUCCGGAGCCGCGUCGUCCCCCUCGGCUCCAUGGUCGACUUCAAGCCGGCAUCCGUCGCAAAGGUCACAACCCACGCCGACCUCAACCUCCCCUUCAACCUCAGCCUCACGGAGAGCCAGCGCGAAGCGCGAGGCGCGGUUCCCCUCCCGUAUGCGCAUGAAGGCGAGGGCGCAGAUUUAGGUAUGGGGAUGGACUGGUCGGACGAUGAGGAGGACGAGGAGAUCUAGGCCCUACAAGGCAGCUGGGGAAGGACACUAUAGAUGCAUUUUGGUGAUCAUCCUGG
Messenger RNA from Cutaneotrichosporon oleaginosum, 992 nucleotides. RefSeq lists its product as uncharacterized. Lineage: Eukaryota; Fungi; Basidiomycota; Tremellomycetes; Trichosporonales; Trichosporonaceae. The record is from RefSeq and is a predicted model, not a curated record.